Scutellospora calospora is the source of this 477-nucleotide messenger RNA. Lineage: Eukaryota; Fungi; Glomeromycota; Glomeromycetes; Diversisporales; Gigasporaceae. The record is from the annotation of a GenBank genome assembly.
ACAACUUUUUAACAAUUGAAGGAAACCAUAUAAAUGCUAUUCAAGGUGAUUUAAAUAACCUUACAAAUGUUGGCAAAGAUUACUUAGCUGCUAUUUAUGAUGAUCCUAUAGAUAUUGAAUAUCUAGCUGCUACUUAUAAUAAUCCUAUAGAUAUUGAAUAUCUAACUACUAUUUACAAUGAUCCUAUAAAUAUUGAAGAGAAACAUCUAGCUACUGUUCAAGAUAACACUAUAGAUGUUGAAAAAAAUAUAGUUCAAAAUGAAAAUAUUAAUAUUAUGGAAGACCUUACUAUUAAUGUUAGGAAUUCUUUUCCUUCAUGGGAAUUAGCUGAAUCAUAUCUUGAAAAGUAUGCAAAAUUGAUAGGAUUUCCUUUAUGUUAUAAGCAUUUUGAAAUUAACAAUAUUGGAAUCAUAUGUCGUCAAAUAUUUGAAUAUAGUUUUGCUGGUGAACUAGUAUCUAAUAAAGUAGUUGAUUCAA